CGGUCAUUUCGUGCAAAAACGCGUCGAAUGAGCCUAAUUUUAUCACUACCGGACAUGAGGUAGCUCAACUCAAUUAUCUAGAUGCCUCAUCUAACCCCCAGCCGCCUUUUUCGUAUGUCAAAAAUCAUAUUUUUACGCACAAUCUUCUCGAGCCAUGUCGGAUGCUUUUGAAGAGAUACAAGCGAUUAAGAUAAAGAGAAACAGUUAUCGUGAGAAAUUACAGAAGAGGAAACGUGAGAGACAUGAAUUGUAUACGCUCACUUCUACGCCGGCUUCAUCCACCCUGACGGCAGAGUCGGCGUGUCCUGAUUCUAAUGCAUCUUCACGUUCGGAUCACAGCGAAUAUGAAAGAGAUGUACUUUGUAUCUUGCACGAGUCCUUACCUAAUCUACCGAUAACAUCCGCAGACUUGAUAGAUCAGCUACGUAAAAAUCUCAAUGCCGAUGUAUCUUCUUCAGACAUUCACAAGAUUCUGGAGAAGCUGGCUACACAAGAUAUAGUUAAGAUCAAAGAAGUUACAGAAAAUGGAGUAUUUGGAUAUACGGUGUUGUCGGUAACAGAAUCCCAAUCGUCGUGUCAGUCCCAGUCUGAUGACACAGAGAAUGCCGAAAGCAUAGAAAUGUCUAUGUCUGAAUUAAAUGACCAUGUCCCUCCAGAGAAACAAGCGAAAGUGGACAAGAAAAAUACCGAGGAUAUCAUGUCUCUAAUUUCGAUGCCUACGAUCAGAGAAAAGGAGAGCAAGAAGGUCGGUGAACAGAUCCUGGAUCUACUGUCAAAACAGACUUCCAAAGAGAAAUCGCUGGCGGAACGAUUUCGCUCUCAGGGAGGAGCUCAAGUUAUGGAAUUUUGUCCUCAUGGUACAAAAGUAGACUGUAUGAAAUUGAACGGUGGUCCAGGAUUUGCGGAAAAAUGCAAAAAGCUGCAUUUUAAAAAGAUCAUACAGAGUCAUACUGAUGAAUCUUUGGGAGAUUGUAGUUUUCUCAAUACCUGCUUCCACAUGGAUACAUGCAAAUAUGUUCAUUAUGAAGUAGAUGGUCCUACAGCACAACCAAAAGAAAUCAAUGACUCCGAUAGUCCAAGCAAUACCACAUCUAACAAGACAUUGAAUCUAGAUAGCAAAAACGGUAGUAGUAGCAGUAGCAACGUAGGUAGCGAGUUGACUCUGUAUCCACCACAGUGGAUCCAGUGUGAUUUGCGUUACCUCGACAUGACUGUUCUUGGCAAGUUUGCUGUGAUCAUGGCCGAUCCACCAUGGGACAUUCAUAUGGAGUUACCUUAUGGCACUAUGUCGGAUGAUGAGAUGAGACAAUUGGGAAUCCCGACACUUCAGGAUGAAGGACUCUUGUUCCUUUGGGUGACUGGCAGAGCCAUGGAGUUGGGAAGAGAGUGUUUGCAGCUAUGGGGCUAUGAGAGGGUUGACGAAAUCAUCUGGGUAAAGACCAAUCAGUUGCAAAGGAUAAUACGGACUGGUAGGACAGGUCAUUGGCUGAAUCAUGGCAAGGAACAUUGUCUGGUCGGCAUGAAGGGUAAUCCUCGUAUCAAUCGAGGAUUGGACAGUGAUGUGAUUGUCGCUGAGGUUCGUGCUACUAGCCACAAACCCGACGAGAUCUAUGGCAUCAUCGAGCGAAUGAGUCCCGGUACCAGGAAAAUCGAAUUGUUUGGUCGGCCGCAUAAUGUACAGCCCAACUGGAUUACGUUGGGCAACCAGGUGGAUGGUGUUCAUCUAAUUGAUCCACAACUUAUUAAAGCCUUUAAAAAACAUUAUCCCGACGGAAACUCAAUGAAGCCUACCAAGCCAUAAGAUUUCCUCGUCCAAUAAAAGAUUAAACGGAGAUUAAUGAUAUAAUUAAAUUUCCAAAGAAUUUAAAAUGUUAAGUAUCAAUUUUAAGAAAUUUAGAUCAAGUUUUUUAAAAAGAUGGUUUAUAUUUCUUCGCCUCUAUCAAGUACAAUGUUUGAAUUU
Messenger RNA from Mycetomoellerius zeteki, 1960 nucleotides. RefSeq names its product methyltransferase like 3 (gene Mettl3). Gene Ontology annotation, cellular component: nucleus; RNA N6-methyladenosine methyltransferase complex. Gene Ontology annotation, biological process: mRNA modification; RNA methylation. The record is from RefSeq and is a predicted model, not a curated record. The coding region runs from base 155 to 1801 and encodes 548 amino acids. Gene Ontology annotation, molecular function: mRNA m(6)A methyltransferase activity. NCBI's taxonomy places the organism in Eukaryota, Metazoa, Arthropoda, Insecta, Hymenoptera, Formicidae. The transcript is spliced from 4 exons.